This is a messenger RNA of Culex quinquefasciatus (southern house mosquito), 4743 nucleotides long. RefSeq lists its product as uncharacterized. The transcript is spliced from 3 exons. Lineage: Eukaryota; Metazoa; Arthropoda; Insecta; Diptera; Culicidae. Gene Ontology annotation, biological process: DNA integration. The coding region runs from base 1 to 4743 and encodes 1580 amino acids. Gene Ontology annotation, molecular function: zinc ion binding; nucleic acid binding. The record is from RefSeq and is a predicted model, not a curated record.
AUGCCGCCUAAGGAAGCGACCAAAGUUCUGGCCGAGCGGUUGGCCAAGCGCAAGGGGAUUCUCGCGCUGCGUGACAACAUCGAGAAGUUUGUGAGCAAGUUCAACGGCGAGCUGGACAUGUGCCAAGUGUCAAACAACAUCGAGAAGUUGGAUGAGCCGAACAAUCUGGACGCGAACAUUGCUCAGCGGGUCGACUUCGAGCAGCGCUACUGUGACAUCAAGGGAUUUUUGCUCUCCAAGCGACCUGUCGAUCUCAACCAAACAUUGGAGAUGUCUACGAUGUCUCACUCGCACUCGCACAAUUUCCACCUGCGUCUCCCGAAGAUCGAAUUGCCGCAGUUCGACGGAGACUACUCACGCUGGUUGUCCUUCCGGGACACUUUUGUGUCGAUGAUCCAUGCCAACUCGGACAUACCAACUGUAGCCAAGCUGCAGUACCUGCUGCAGUCGUUGGGACCGACAGCCAAGAAGCCUUACGAAUCCGUCGAUAUCAAGGCUGACAACUACUUCACGACGUGGUCAGCGAUACUCAAGCGGUACGACGACAAGCGUCACCUGAAGCGACAGCUGUUCAGAGGUUUGUACGAUUUGCCAGCAGUGCCAGAGGAGUGUGCGUCUGCGAUCCACAACUUGGCUGAUGACUUCCAACGCCACGUGAAGGCGCUCGAGAAGUUGGACGAACUUGUGCAGCAUUGGGACACGCCGCUGGUAAACAUGCUGUCGUACAAGUUGGAUCAAGCGACGUUGCGAGCGUGGGAGGAGAAGAAUAGCGAGAAGGCCGACGUUAAGUACGACGACAUGAUCGAGUUCUUGUACCAACGGGUACGCGUUUUGGAAGCUAGCGGAUCGGAGUCCAAGCAGUCGGCAUCGGCAAAGGUGACCGGUUCCUCAUCGAAACAAUCUCGGCCGAGGUUCGUUGCCAACGCUGCCUCUUCCUCCAGCUCGAACGGUUCGUGCUUGCUUGGGUGUUCGGAGAACCAUCAUCUACGCAGAUGUCCAGUGUUUCUUGGGAAGGAUGUGCAGCAACGCCGAGACCUGGUUGCGCAGAAACGGCUGUGCUGGAACUGUCUCUCGGCUGGCCACCCGGCCAGGAAGUGUGGGUCCAAGUUCUCGUGCCAAACUUGUAAGCAGAAACACCAUUCACUUGUGCACGUCUCGUCUCCGACGAGGGUUUCAUCGACUCCUGCUGUGACUUCCGUCACAAUUGAUCAACCGUCCAACACCGCGUCGGCGAACGCGGCCCCGGUAGGCUCAAGUUCUACCACUCCACAAGUCAGCAUGGCAGUGCAAACUGCAUACAACACGGUUCUGCUGGAGACGGUUGUGGUGAAUGUGGUUGACGAUCACGGCAAGAAGCACAAGGCGCGAGCGUUGCUGGACUCAGCUUCGAUGUCAAACUUCAUGUCGGGUCAGCUGGCAAAGAACCUCUACAAUCGGCCGAUCAAGGUGGACGUCGCAGUAGCUGGGAUUGGAGUUUCAACACAACGAGUUCGCAGCGCAAUCACAGCCGCGAUCGAGUCCAGGAACACAACGUUUUCUACGAAGCUGGAGUUCCUGAUCCUGAGGCAGCCUUCUGCAGAGCUGCCAACCGUGCCGAUAGACGUGUCGACAUGGAAACUUCCGGAUAUUGUGCUGGCAGAUCAACGCUUCAACGUACCUGAACCGAUCGACCUGGUGAUCGGCAGUGAAUCGUUCUGGGAACUGCACACUGGGCGGAAGAUCUCGCUUGGAGCAGGUCUUCCAUGGCUUUCAGCUGUGAACGAUCGUCUGGAGGCUGCAAUCCAGAGAUUCUGGGAAGUUGAGACGAUCCCGGAAGGCCCCGCUCACUCUGUCGACGAGAAUCGCUGCGAGGAGUUCUUCGCCAAGACGACCACCCGUAACGCUACAGGAAGGUACGUGGUUCGUCUUCCCCUGACCGAUAACCCUGAAAUCGUCCUGGGGGAUUCCAAGACCAUCGCAGAGCGCCGCUUUCUCGGCCUGGAACGUCGAUUGGAUCGAGAUCCUGCGACGAAGGAGGCCUACCACAAGUUUAUGCACGAGUAUCUGUCGCUGGGCCACAUGGAGUUGGUGGACGGACCUGUGGACUACCGGAGGCCACACUGCUACUUGCCGCACCACCCUGUCUUCAAACAAUCAAGCACAACGACGAAGGUCAGGGUCGUCUUCGACGCGUCGUGCAAGACGUCGUCCGGCUACUCGGUGAAUGAAAAGAUGCUCGUUGGACUGGUCGUUCAACCGGACCUGCUGUCGACGCUGCUGAAGUUCCGGUUUCAAGCGGUCGCACUGGUGGCGGACGUCGAAAAGAUGUACCGUCAAGUGCUCGUGCAUCCUGACGAUCGGCCUCUGCAGCGGAUUGUUUGGCGAUUCAACCCGACGGAUCCCAUCUCGACCUACGAAUUGCGGACGGUCACCUACGGCACGGCAAGCGCUCCCUUUCUGGCAACCAGAACGCUCGCUCAGAUCGCGCAAGACAACAAAGAACUCCACCCGGACGCUGCUGAAGCUGUUGCACGAGAUUUCUACGUCGACGACUUGAUCUCUGGUGCGCCGGACGUGGAAACGGCGAUCAAACUGCGCCGCGAGAUAUCUACGAUGCUUGCUGCUGCUGGUUUUCCGCUCAAGAAGUGGGCGUCUAACGCCCCUGAAGUGCUACGAGACAUUCCACCCGAGGAUCUUGCACUUCUGCCGGUUUACGACCUGCAAGAUGGUCAAACUGUAACCACACUCGGCAUCGUUUGGGACCCACAGACAGACACCCUCUGUUUCCGGGUCCAACUACCACCCCCUGCGUCGGUGCUCUCAAAGCGCAAAGUGAUGUCUUACAUCGCACAGAUUUGGGACCCGUUUGGACUGGUUGGUCCAACAACAUUGAAGGCGAAGCUGUUUAUGCAGCGCUUGUGGGCGCUCAAACACAAAGGAGAAGCCUGCGCGUGGGACACCCCGCUCCCACUCAAGAUCCAGCUGGAAUGGAAGGAGUUCCACAUGCUGCUGCACAUGCUCAGCCAGGUCAAGGUUCCGCGGUUCGUCUCUACGCCUGGCGCCACUAUCCAGUUGCAUUUUUUCUCCGACGCGUCGGAAAAGGCUUACGGCGCCUGCUGUUACGUCCGAGCUGCGGCCGCCAACGGAGUUACCACUCGUCUGCUGUCCUCGAAGUCCAAGGUCGCGUCGCUGUCGUCCCAUGACUCGAUCAACAAAUUGGAGCUAAAUGGUGGCCGGCUCUCUACGCAGCUGUACAAGAAAGUCAAGAAAGCCCUGAACCUGUCUGAUGCCGUUCCAGUCUUCUUCUGGACAGAUUCGCUUACGGUUCUUCACUGGUUGAACUCUCUGCCCAGCCGUUGGAAGACGUACGUCGCGAAUAGGGUGUCCCAAAUCCAGCUGUGCACUAGCCGCCAUGUCUGGGGACACGUACCCGGCGUCGACAAUCCCGCCGACUACAUCUCUCGAGGACUGAGCCCGCUGGAACUGCUCGAUUGUCUGUGUUGGUGGUUUGGGCCCCUUUGGCUGAAGCAAAACCCGGACUACUGGCCAAAAACUGUGUUGACAGCCGCAGACGCUUCAGCUGUAACCAAGGAAGAACGCAAGGUGCCGAUCGUUGCGAUGACCACCGUCGAGGCUGAUUUCAGCAACCGUGUUUUCAGCUUGACCUCGAGCUUUCCUAAGCUCCGUCGCGACAUCGCAUUCUGCCAGCGCUUUCUUUCCAAGCUUCGUGAACGCUCGGUGCAACGGCGCGAUGCACCUGAACAGUACGCCCUGCUUACUGUUGGAAAAGUAACAACCCCUCUAUCGGUUACGCCGCUCUCUACGCACGAACUCCAACACGCUGAAUUCUCGCUGGUGCGCCUAGCGCAGCAAGAACACUACGCUGAGGAGAUUUCUGACCUCUCUGGAGGUGAACGCGUGGCCAUUUUCGUUUGCUUUUCGACCAAGGCGGUCCACAUCGAGCUGGUGAGCGAUUUAUCCACACCAGCAUUCAUCGCAGCUCUACGUCGACUGGUCGCCCGCAGAGGACAGGUUGUCGAGUUGAAUUCUGACAACGCGACCGCCUUCAAGGGUGCUGCGAAUGCACUGCACCGUGUGUACCAGAUGCUGAAGGUCGAACAAGUCGAUCGGAAUGAGAUUUUCACCUGGUGCGCAGAGAACGGGAUUCGCUGGAAAUUCAUCCCACCACGCGCGCCGCACUUCGGCGGACUGUGGGAGGCGGCGGUCAAAUCCGCCAAAACACACCUACUCAAGACGAUGGGCACCACUAGUGCCAACUACGAGGACAUGCUCACACUGCUGGCGCAGAUAGAGAUGUGCCUCAACUCUCGCCCACUCACGCCCAUGCCGGACGACCCGGCAGACGCUGAAGUCCUGACCCCGGGACAUUUUCUCGUCGGGAGCAACCUCCAAGCCGUUCCGGAAAUGGACCUGAAGGAGAUUCCAGACAACCGCCUCAACAACUGGGAGCUGACGCAGAAACGAGUCCAGCAAAUCUGGGCACGCUGGUACCCCGAGUAUCUGCAGCAGCUGCAGUCACGUGCGACGAAAGGUUGCAACCCACCUGUCGCCGUCGAGGUCGGCAGAGUCGUCAUCAUCAAGGAAGACAACGUUCCGCCUGCAAGCUGGCCCCUCGGAAAAAUCGUGAAGCUGCACCCGGGAAAAGACGGCAUCGUUCGGGUCGUGACCCUGAAGACAGCAGCGGCCAAGGAAGUCGUACGUGCUGUCGCCCGCAUCGCUCUCCUGCCAACACCAAGCCAAUGA